AUAUGUGAAAUUAAUAGCAAAAGCACAUUUCAGUUCAAAAUGCCGCUUUGUUUUUACAAAUACUACUUGAAAUGAUCUAAAGGCAAAAGCUUCCUCCAGCAUUUGGAGUUUGCUUUUUUGGUCAUUCGGCUUCUAGGCUUAAUAUUAGUAACAUGGUGGCGUCAGCGAAGCUUUUUUUAAGAAGCUCUCCUCUUGUGUCCACCCGGCCUUAUUUGAGUCCCUUAGUCAGUCAGCAAGCAUGCUUGGAACAGUCCCCGGUGCUUUGCAAGGGCUCAUAUUGCAGAGCGGUCACGUAUGGGUAUUUGUAGUUACAAAUACUUGACCAGUCUCCAGGGGUGGGGUUUCCAAUACUUUCAACAACCCCGUUGCCUGUUUUGCUCUAAGUGCCAGAACUGACUUUGGUAGGACAUCUUUCACUGAGAAAUAAAUAAAAUGGAACAUAAUGGGUCUGCUUCAAAUGCUGAUAAAAUCCACCGGAAUCGCCUGUCGAGCGUUACAGAGGAUGAAGACCAAGACGCUGCUUUUACCAUCGUGACUGUGCUGGACAAAGUUGCCACCAUCGUGGACAGUGUGCAGGCGAGCCAGAAGAGGAUAGAAGAGAGACACAGGGAGAUGGAAAAUGCCAUAAAAUCCGUCCAGAUUGACCUAUUGAAGCUUUCACAGUCACACAGCAAUACAAGCUAUCUUAUUAACAAGUUGUUUGAGAAAACCCGAAAAGUCAGUGCUCACAUUAAAGAUGUGAAGGCCCGGGUGGAGAGGCAACAAACUCAUGUUAAAAAGGUUGAAUCUAGGCAAGAGGAAAUAAUGAAGAAAAACAAAUUUCGCGUGGUAAUAUUCCAGGAGAAGCUUCGGUGUCCAACAUCCCUGUCUAUUGUUAAAGACAGAAACCUGACCGUGAAUCAAGAGGAGGAGGACGAUGUCUUUGAUCCCCCAAUCGAGCUGUCUUCGGAUGAAGAAUAUUAUAUUGAAGAAAGCAGAUCUGCUAGGCUUAGAAAGUCAGGCAAGGAGCGCAUCGAUAAUAUCAAAAAGGCAUUUUCCAAAGAAAACAUGCAGAAGACACGGCAGAAUUUUGACAAGAAAGUGAACAGAAUUAGAACUAGAAUAGUGACCCCGGAGAGGAGAGAGAGGCUAAGGCAGUCAGGAGAGAGGCUGAGGCAGUCAGGAGAGAGACUGAAACAGUCAGGGGAAAGAUUUAAGAAAUCGAUUUCUAGUGCAGCUCCCUCGAGGGAAGCUUUUAAGAUGCGUGGCCUUCGGAAAGCUAAAGACCAAACUGUGGCCGAAGGCCCCGCAGAGGUCAGGGAGAUGGGUGUGGACAUCAUCGCCAGGAGCGAGGCUCUGGGCCCCAUCAGUGAGCUCUACACUGACGAGCUCAGUGAAACAGACCGCGAGGAGGCCAGGGCGGGGUGUCCUCCUCGCGAAGGAGGGGAGAUCCUGACCCCUGAGCCUUUAAAAGUCACUUUUAAACCCCAGGUGAAAGUAGAGGAUGACGAAUCUCUUUUGCUGGAUUUAAAGCAGUCAUCAUAAAGAGGAAUUAAGUAUAUUUUAAAUAUAAAUCUCCUUAAUCACACAGUUCUAGUUUAAAUAGUAUAGUCAUUUCGUUUAUAGGCCAUUUAGGAAAACGUAAUGGUAUGGCUAUUUCAUUUCUUAUGUUUAAAAUCUUAAUACAAAUAUUAUAUAUAUUUCCUUGUAACAUCCUUGGGAGUUCUUUUUCCCACCCCGGACUUAUAAGAUCCUAGCAGCGUUUUCUCUGUCACUCUCAUGGCAGCUGUGGAUCUUUAAGUUCCUUUCUCUUGCCCCAGAAAAACAGUUUCCUAGCAAGGGUCAUUUAGGUGUUUGGAGGUCUAAAACAAAUGAAGAGCAAAUUUGUGGCCGUCAUUUGCAAGUGAACUCUCACUUUUGGUCUAGAUUAAUGUGGUGGCCAACCUCUUAGGGGAAUAACUCGUGGGUUAUAUCAUCCUUAUGUUCAAAUCAGUAGACUUGUUAGUAAUUAGCAAUCACACCCUUUUUUGAUGCUUUUGCAUUAAAAAAUUGAAGUUCUGGACUUGAACAUUUGGUCCUGGCAUCACAGGUUUACUUAUAACAAGCCACUUGGCAAGCUGUCUGCUAGUAAACUCAUCCAUAAAAUGGAGAGGGUUUGCCUGUCCUGCCUAUCUCAGAGGACUGUUGUGAAGAUCAAAGGAAACAUUAUACCUUCUGGGGGAACACAAAUCAUAUUGGGGUAAAAUAAGCCCCCCUGAUUCCUCAAAAACAGAAUCGAAAUAACUACACCUUCUGAAAAAGCCCUGAGUGCCAAGUGGUGAGGACCUAGGUUGGACAGAAACUAAAGUUGGUCUUCAGAAACUUCUUCACAGAAUUGGGAGUGAAAAAUAAAUGUUUGAGUGACCUCUUUUCCAUCAAAAACUAAAACCAGACCUUGGGUUUGAGCUGGGUCUUAACAUGUUUCUUGGAAAAUCCAUUUCUAGUUUUCUUUGAUUAGCUCUAUGGUGGACUAGAGCAACGCUUGACCAGUGUGAAGCAUAAAACUGUGGUCAUGUCUUCAAGAGGCCUCUCUGAAGUCAGCCCUGGUGCAGUGGGUUAUGAAAUGACCUCAGAUAUUUCGGUUUUCCCCUCAGGGCGUGUCUGUCCAAAACUGUUCAUAGGAGUUCAUCAUAGCUGCUUUCAGAAGAAGCCAGCUUCCGCUUACCUGUUAGCUUUAGAUCCAGCCAGUCCAGAAGUAGGUACUAUUGCUAAAGAAAGAGAGAGAUGUUCACACUGGCUCUGCACUUCGGGUGUGUUUGAAUCUUCUCGGUUUGUAAAUAGGGCAGAAAUGAUGGGAUCGUUGAAUUGGAAGAGUUUGGACAACAGUCAGCUUUCAGAUCAGUUUUGGAUGUUCAUGUAGUAGUUGUAAUACACACACACACACACACACACACACACA
Molecule: messenger RNA, 2917 nt
Organism: Diceros bicornis minor
Lineage: Eukaryota; Metazoa; Chordata; Mammalia; Perissodactyla; Rhinocerotidae
Gene: CAVIN4
Product: caveolae associated protein 4
Exons: 2
Coding region: 433-1524 (363 amino acids)
Biological process (GO): regulation of gene expression
Cellular component (GO): caveola; cytoplasm
Source: RefSeq, a predicted model, not a curated record